Messenger RNA from Peromyscus eremicus (cactus mouse), 2391 nucleotides. RefSeq names its product adenylate kinase 8 (gene Ak8). The transcript is spliced from 12 exons. Bases 453 to 1745 code for a protein of 430 amino acids. The record is from RefSeq and is a predicted model, not a curated record. Gene Ontology annotation, cellular component: cytoplasm. NCBI's taxonomy places the organism in Eukaryota, Metazoa, Chordata, Mammalia, Rodentia, Cricetidae. Gene Ontology annotation, molecular function: AMP kinase activity; ATP binding; nucleoside diphosphate kinase activity. Gene Ontology annotation, biological process: nucleoside triphosphate biosynthetic process.
GCUGACGCCGGACCCACAUCUGCUUAGCGUCUUUCCUUUAAAAGUUGGGGAAACUGAGGUCCGUGGAGCAGAGUCAGGGUUGAAACCUAAGCUUCCAUUAUCACACGAUGGCUGCACCAGAAGCAGGUUUCUGGGAUCCAAUCUCCCACCGGAGGGCCUGGGGAUCCAGAACUAUGGACCCUGGGGGCAUCCCGAGGUGCUUGCGCUGUGACCCCCACGGGCAUCCUGGAGUCCUUGCGCUGUGGCCCCUCGGGAUGUCCUGGGGUUUUGCGCUGAGGCCCGUCGGGGGCCCCCAUGCCCUGGGGAGCGAGAGCCUACUGCCAUCCUUUCCGAGAUGGAUGGAACGGUGGAACCAGGACUUCAGGACUUGCCCCAGCGGAGGCGCGCACCGAUGACGCACAGCCUGGCGUCCUAGCAACGCGGUUACUAGGGAACGGCAAGCAGUCCGAGACAUGGACGCGACUACUGCCCCGCACCUCAUCCCCCCGGAAAUGCCUCAGUACGGGGAGGACAACCAUAUCUUCGAAAUGAUGCAGAACAUGCUGGAGCAGCUCCUGAUCCACCAGCCAGCAGACCCCAUCCCCUUCAUGAUCAGUCACCUGCGCAGGAACAAUGACAAUGUGCCGAAGGUGGUGAUCUUAGGUCCGCCUGCCUCAGGGAAAACCACCAUUGCAAUGUGGCUCUGCAAACAUCUGAACAGCAACCUUGUCACCAAGGAGAACUUACUAGAGAGAGAGUUCUCCCCCCUGGCUGAGGAAGCCAAGAAACACUUCCAGACUUACAAGAGGAUUCCCAAUUCAUUGCUUGUCGGCCUGGUCCAGGAGCGCCUGAGUGAGGAUGACUGCCUUAGGAGGGGCUGGAUCCUGGACGGCAUCCCUGAGAGGCGGGAGCAGGCGCUGAUGAUCCAGACUGUGGGGCUGGCGCCCAAGCAUGUCAUUGUGCUUAGUGCUCCAGACACAGUCCUGAUUGAGAGAAACGUGGGGAAGCGGAUUGACCCCAUCACUGGAGAGAUCUAUCACACCACCUUUGACUGGCCCCCUGAGUCUGAAAUACAGAACCGGCUGAUAGAGCCAGACGGCAUCUCAGAGAUAGAGACAGCGAAGAAGCUGCUAGAAUAUCACAGAAACAUCAUCAGGAUUCUUCCUUCUUACCCCAAAAUCCUGAAAACCAUCAGCGCAGACCAGCCAUGUGUGGACAUCUUCUACCAGGCUCUCACCUACGUCCAAACUGGUCACCGAUGCAAUGCCCCGUUCACCCCCAAGGUGCUGCUCUGUGGGCCACUGGGCAGUGGGAAGAGCUUGCAGGCAGCCCUUCUGGCCCAGAGAUACGGACUUGUUGACAUCUGCUGCGGGCAGCUGCUGAAGGAAGCUGUGGCAGCCAAGUCAACCUUCGGGGAGCUCAUCCAGCCGUUCUUUGAAAAGCAGAUGACAGUGCCAGACAGCAUCAUCACCAAGGCCCUGGCCGAGCGUCUGAGCAAACAAGACUGCAUCCAGAAAGGGUGGGUGCUGCACGGCUUCCCAAGAGACCUGGACCAGGCACGGAUGCUGACCUCUAUGGGCUACAGUCCCAACAGAACCCAGGACCUCCUGCCCAGGGAUGGCACCACCCGCAGUGGGCUGGGCCUGCCUGCAUCAGUCAACAAUCAAGAAAAUGUUCCACAGACCUGGCCACUGACAAAUCUGAUGGAGGCAUUUCCUCAGUUGAGGUUCCCUUCUCCCGAGGAACUGUGGCUUGUGUCACACUGACCAACACUCACCAGCACAGCCUCUCUCCCCAGUAUCCAGUGAGACACAGGAAUAAGGGUGGGAGACAGAGACAGAAUGGACCGAUAGUACACUGGGGGAGGGCACAGGGGGAGGUCCAGCCACCUCACGGUCACCUCGGGGUGCUUGCAGGAGCUUUUGGUUUAAGUAGAGAAAGAAUGGGGUACAAGAGGUUGCAUAAUUAAGCAGCUCUGCUGGAGGUGUGCUUCUGGCCAUCAUUGUGUCAGCUUGGGUCCUGCAAUGGGGUCAGAUAAGCUUAACUUGGUUCCUUGGGGUGACCUGCCCCCUGGGUACAGCCACUUGGAGACAGCUCUUCUCUUGGGGCAUGGUCAGCUCCACGAAGCUCUGCUGUUCCUGGAAUCCAAGAGUGACUGCAGCUUUAGGUCAGUGACUGGAGACCCGAGGAUGCCUGUGGGGUCUGGAACGGAACGUUGUAAAAGCUGACCGUAAAUUGUCUUAGUUACUAGUGUCUUGGUAUCUUCAGCCUUGACAGGGAUGAGAUAGGUACGCAGACCAGCACUCCUUAUGACUAACAUGCUUAUCCAGAGCCAAGCAGCAGCCCGGCCCAGAAUAAAGGAGGCGGAUGUAGAACAAGGGCAGAGAGGCAAAGUUCUCAGGCUGGUCCUUG